Anguilla anguilla (European eel) is the source of this 3254-nucleotide messenger RNA. Its product is annotated as cadherin-related family member 5-like. Gene Ontology annotation, molecular function: calcium ion binding; cadherin binding. Gene Ontology annotation, biological process: cell morphogenesis; multicellular organism development; calcium-dependent cell-cell adhesion. Gene Ontology annotation, cellular component: catenin complex; membrane; adherens junction. Bases 24 to 2246 code for a protein of 740 amino acids. Lineage: Eukaryota; Metazoa; Chordata; Actinopteri; Anguilliformes; Anguillidae. The transcript is spliced from 14 exons. The record is from RefSeq and is a predicted model, not a curated record.
GGAGUCCUGAUGUGUUGGCAGCCAUGUUGAAACUCUGGAGUGCACUACUCUGCCAGAUGGCAAUACAUAUCACUUACCACACUGUCAAAGCAAACCUAUGCCUUGGGGGUCAGGACAUCUUUGCCACAGUCAGAGAAAACAGCCCCACUGGAGAGUUCAUUGCAAACCUCAGCAUCAUUGGAGACCCAGCAGCCAAUAGCCUGCGCUUGUCCCUCACCGGAGACAAUGCUGAUUGGUUUUUUCUAGAGGGUAAAACCAUUAGGCUGAACUCAUCCUUCUCAAGGGCCCUGGAUCGAGAGGUCCAGGGAUCAAUUUUAAUGGCAGCUUUGACAUGCUAUGAAGAAGAUACAAUACAGAGUAAAUAUAGGAUAAUGGUGGAGAUUCUUAAUGAAAAUGACAACAGACCAGCAUUUCUAGAACAUACUAUUCAACCGUUCCGUAUAAGUGAGCUGACUCCGAUAAACACUGUGGUGUUCACUGUCCAGGCCAGCGACGCAGAUGAAGAUAUCAUCAUGUAUGUUAUUGACCGAAAUUGGCCUGACGCCUGGUACUUCAGGAUAGACCUACCCAACAGCGGCAAAGUCAUUCUGGAUAAACCGUUGGACUAUGAGACCAAAACGCACCUGGAGUUUGUCAUUUAUGCUGCGGAAAUGAACACCAGGGAGAAGAACAGUGCCAUGGCCACCAUUACUAUCAACGUGCUGGAUGGGGAUGACCAGUACCCUCGUUUUCUGCCUUGUACCCCUCUCUCUAAGGACCAGACACACCCCAUCUGCAUUAACCCGAUCUACAUUGUCAACAUCACGGAGAAGGACCAGAGCAAAGUCUUAUAUUUCUCUCCUGGCCCAGUAUGUGCUGAGGAUGGAGACAGGGGUCUGAGAACACCAUUGCUUUACAGAAUCCUGUCAGGUGCUGACAAUGGGAGGUUCCGCGUUAACAACGAGACAGGAGAGGUUGUACUGACGAGGCCUGUGGAGAACAGACUGCUGACCCCUAUUCACAGACUAAGGAUCAUGGCUUUCCAAAUAGAUGACCCAAAAAAGUACACGGUGGCAACAGCCCUGGUCCGCGUUCUGGCUGAGAACCACUUCCCUCCUCGGUUCAACAAAACCACGUACAAGGGCCUCAUCACAGAGAACAGUGACGCGGCGGCGCUGGUCAGCACCUACGAGAACACUGUCCUAGUGCUCCAAGCCACCGACCUGGAUUUCAGAGAAGGGAUCAACCCUCAAAUCCAGUAUUCUUUAAGGCCAAAGUCUAACAACACAACACACAGACUCUACCGUAUCACACAGGAAGGCCUUGUGAUUGCCAGAACCAAUCAUCUGAAAGCAUUUGAGAAGCACUUCUUGGAGGUGCUUGCUACAGAUCCAGAGUCAGGAGAGGUGGCCAAAGCCUCCAUUGUCAUUGAAGUUCUCCAGAAAGGACACCAAGUUUUUGUUUCAGCACCCCACAGCCCUUUUGGAGAGCAGUGGACGCCCGGCAGGAUGGACGUGGGUACGGCGUGGGGUGUCGCCAUAGCGGCGCUGCUGUCACUGGGGGCUGCCGCUGUCCUGUUCCUGCAGCUGGUCAGGAGGCGGCAACGGGAUCCGGCAGAUCGGGGGUCGGUGGCACUGGGGAAACACCCCAAUGUGGUGAACCAUGCAAGACCAGUGCCUCUAACGGAGGAAAUCUAUCACAAUGAAGCAUUUGACAAUAGCAGCAUGAGCUCACUUGCGCACGGCAAGCAUGGAAUGUAUACCAAAAAAACGAACAUGCCGGCAGUGAGGCCGUUCGGCUGGGAUCGUGAUGGCUCCACCUUUCCGAGCCAAGCCCCGCCAGUGUUCGUGGUCCCUGUGCCCCCUCCGGGGAGUGCCUCGUCCUCCAUUCUGUCCAAUGGGAAAACACCCGACAGGUCUGUUGUAAAGUCUGUGUCAUUUCAGGAAGAAAGCGUGGUGAAAGACAAACAGUGGUGCGGUGAGGGCCGGCCAAGCUCUGGAGGGGUAGAAAUGCACACCCUCCUCCAGGCAGAUUGCUUGACUCCUUGGCUGGCGGCCAUAACUGCUUCUGUACCAGGUGACUCAGGUCACAUGGGAGGAAGAGACGCAGAGGACAGUCUUGAUGAAGCAAAGCCACAUGGUGAUACUACACCCCCAGAAAGUUCAAAAGAACAGGAAAACACCACGUGUAGUGAUGAUGACGGUGACAAUGAUGAGGUGAAUGAGCGUGAACGGGAGAAUCAGUACCCAAGUCCAUGCACUCCGUGAUCUGCAUCUCACAGGAAGAGGACCAGGGUAACAACUGUGAAGGACAGCAUUGUAAUGAGCCACGUUACAGCAAGGAGAUGAAGGAACCUGAUGAAAAAAAUGGUCAGCAUGAGACUGCUCUUCCUCCUUGCCAGGGGACAACGUCUGCAACGGCGAGCCAGUCAGACAACAAACAGAGGCAACCAUAGAACCAAACCUGCCACUCUCCACAGUCUGAACUUUUCUUUUUUCCUUUUUUAAUUGUGCUCUUAAAGAAUAAUGGUGUUGAAAGUCAUGAAAGAUAUUAUAUUUAUAAUGUGAAAUUUGUGUUUUAUACAUCUUAUAUUGCAGUUGCUCUGUUUCAGGGAUGAGGAGAAAUCAUAUCUGCAUAUUACAUAUUUAUACUGAAUGUUGUGGUAUGUCCUUAGAGACCUAUGAUGUCUUGUACAUACUGUAAAAAUAAUUAGGCUGACAAACCCAUGCAAUUACAGAGAGCGGAAGAUUGCUGUAUUACAAAUUGUAACCAGUGUUAGUGCCUGUUAUGUGGCUUGGUUGCCAUUUUGUUGAUAUCCAGUCUACCCUGAGCCUGAACUGUGGUGCUAUACAGCUUUUUGCUGGACGUCAGCGAAGGGGCAUAAGAGGUCACGAAAGCUGGUUGACAUGCUCAGCAGUAAUCUUUUCACAGGCGAGAGAGCACAUCCACAAGCAUUACUUUAAUCUCCCGCCCAUCACUCUGUUUAAUCCUACAACAUGUCCCAAAUGCAUAGCUGCAUAUAUAACAAUAAAAAAUGCUGUCACAAAAAUCUAGAGUCAAAUUAAUACUGCAAGAUUUAAAGCCAUUUUCUAAAGAAAUAAGGUGGUUUGACAUGCAUCAUGCCCUAAAUUAACCUUGUGUGCAUGAAGUGUGUUCAGUAUGUACCAAGACUGAACAUAUUCAUGAGGUUUCAUUUCAAAUACAUGAAAAAUACAGAAAAUACAUCAGCAUUUAUAUACUCCAAAGGGGCGUGGGUGUAAUGCUAUGUGGUUUCA